AUGCACUACUCUACCCUCCUCGGCGCUGCUGCAGUCGCUGCCCUCUCUGGCGGUGCUAACGCCAGCCCCCUCGUCCGCCGCGCGCCUGAGACCGGCGUUGUCAUUGAGCAGUGCACUCAGCCUGGCGUCGUCGCUCUUACUUACGACGACGGUCCCUUCACCUUCACUCCUCAGCUGCUUGACAUCCUCAAGCAGAACGACGUCAAGGCCACCUUCUUCAUCAACGGCCAGAACUGGGGCAACAUCGACACGGCCCCCAACCCGGACACCAUCCGCCGCAUGCACGCAGAGGGACACCAGAUCGGCUCUCACACCUACUCCCACGCCAACCUGGAGCAGUCGUCCACCGAAGUCCGCAGAACCGAGAUGACUUCUCUCGAGGAGGCCACCCGCCGCAUCGCCGGCAUCGCCCCGAGAUAUAUGCGCGUGCCUUAUCUGGAUUGCGGCGCCGCCUGCUUGCAAGACCUCAAGGACCUGAACUAUGUCGUUGUCGGCACCAACCUCGACACCAAGGACUACGAGAACAACAAGCCCGAGACGACCCAGAUCUCGGCCGACAAGUUCAACAACGAGCUCCUCCCCACUCCCGAGACCAGCAGCUUUAUUGUCUUGUCCCACGACGUCCACGAGCAGACGGUCGUCUCCCUUACAAAGAAGAUGAUUGAUACCAUCAAGGCCAAGGGCUACCGCACCGUCACCGUCGGAGAGUGCCUCGGCGAAACCGACCCCAACAGCUGGUACAAGAAUUAG
Messenger RNA from Colletotrichum truncatum, 750 nucleotides. Its product is annotated as Chitin deacetylase-like protein 5. Gene Ontology annotation, biological process: carbohydrate metabolic process. The record is from RefSeq and is a predicted model, not a curated record. NCBI's taxonomy places the organism in Eukaryota, Fungi, Ascomycota, Sordariomycetes, Glomerellales, Glomerellaceae. Gene Ontology annotation, molecular function: hydrolase activity, acting on carbon-nitrogen (but not peptide) bonds.